Echinostoma caproni is the source of this 447-nucleotide messenger RNA. NCBI's taxonomy places the organism in Eukaryota, Metazoa, Platyhelminthes, Trematoda, Plagiorchiida, Echinostomatidae. The record is from the annotation of a GenBank genome assembly.
AUGAAGUUACCUUCUCUGCGACUAUCUAAGUCCGGCUCAAUUACACCAACACUAUCUCCCACGGGACACAGACGUAACGAUGAAGGCCCUGAGCCCACGCUAGUAGGACGGAUGACUGUGGUCACAGCUAAUCGUAAGGACAGGCCGGAGGAUGUUGUGCCUACUCAGUUAGAGACGGAUCAGGCCGAGGGCGAUCACAUGUCCAUCUCGAAUAUCCAGGCGUGCUCAUACACCACACAAUCCUCGAACUGUAUUGUGACGGUAGCAGGUGCCUAUAGAGCACCACUUUCAGAUGAGGAGGAGGUUGGCAAACUGUGCGACUAUCUGGCCAGGGUAAGCAACCAUGCGGAGCGGUUGGUCAUCAUGCGUGACUUCAACUCUCCAGAGAAAACUAGUGGACUUGAUGACAGUGCUACCCCUGGUGCUGCACGACAAUCAACCCACUAG